Racocetra persica is the source of this 2774-nucleotide messenger RNA. The record is from the annotation of a GenBank genome assembly. NCBI's taxonomy places the organism in Eukaryota, Fungi, Glomeromycota, Glomeromycetes, Diversisporales, Gigasporaceae.
GAAAUGAGUUCUAUAAAAUGGUUAGUGAUAAGUGAUGAAGACGAAGAAAGUCAAGACAAUGAUACUAACGUAUCCAGAAUUCGUAUCAAUGUUGAAGAGGAUGCUACCAACUUACUUUGCACUAAGGAUGAUAAAAUCGUAAAUCUUGUUUCAAUUUUUGGCCCGGCAAGGACGGGAAAAUCAACGUUAAUGAACAUUUUGGCGGGUGUGGAUAAUUGUGAACGUGAAAUUUUCACGUCUUCUUCUGCUACAGAAACAGUUACAACGGGAGUUGACAUUUUCGAGGUAUUCCUACCGCUUAAAGAAUUCUCAAAGUUAAAUAAUAACCCAGAGAUUGACAGUGAUGUCUUAGUUGGAUUUGUCGACACAGAAGGACAAGGCAAUAAAGGCGAUGAGUUUGAUCUCUAUCUUUUCUCUCCUAUCCUUGUUACUUCAAAAAUUGUUAUUUUCUGGUGGCCUGAAAUGUUUCUAGUAGAUAAAAUACUUAAUAAUUUGGGUGCAAUGACGAAAUCAGCACAACGAAUCACACAAGAUGCUCAAAGUCAACCUCAGAAGGGUCGUAGAGAUAAAUACAAAGAACACAAUACUAUUCGUAAACUGUUGAAUGACUCCUUUGAAAGUAUUGGUAUAUGGCUCUUUCCUUUAAGUGACUUAAGUCAAAGCCGAGAAAAAUUGCUUUUUGAAGAUUUCAAUGAAAACUGGAAGCAAACAUUUAAAGAGAUGCGCGAAAAAGUUUCUGAACAAUUGAGUGUUAAUGAAUCAAAGCAUAGCACCGGAAAACCAUGUACUGGCCGGGACAUCGCUGAGUUUACUGAAGUUUUAUGCAAUGCACUUAAUAACUCAGAAACAUAUACGAUCACUUCAAUCUUUGAGAGGAUGCAAAUCACUCGUGCUAAGACGUUGGCCAAAAAUGCAAAAGAUUAUUUUCACACACUUGUUUAUCGUUAUGAUAUUAAUACUAUGAAUGUUCGAUAUAAAGUAGAGGGAUGCAAUGAUGAAGGCAUUGACGCAUAUUUAUGCAAAGAACUAGAAUAUUUUAAAAAAAAAUUGGAAUCAGAAGGUCUUUCUAAUAAAAUAGUAAAAGAGACCUGUGAAACUUAUAGUGAAUCAGUCCGAUCAAUAACAAAUGAGUUCAAAAUACAAAUAGCAAGUAUAGCUAUGGAAGAACAAGAAUUUCAAGAUCAAGUUAAUACAUCUGUAUCUAACAUAACGUUGCCACUUUCAAAAUCAAUUCUUACAAAAUCUCUUAAAGAACUGACUAAACCAUUAUGGUGCAAUUUUAAUAAUAAGCAGAAACUUAUAGUGCAAAAUGAAAUCGCUCAUGCUAAGAAGAUAACUGAAGAUGCACAGAAAGAUUUUCGCACAUUUGUUAGUGAUAUGAAUCCUCAAUAUAAAGUAGGGGGAUGCGAUAAUGUUGGCAUUGAUGCAUAUUUAUAUGAAGAACUAGAAAACUUUGAAAAAAAUUUGGAAUUUGAGAAUUUUUCUGAUAAAAUAGCAAAAGAGACUUACGAAACUUAUAGUGAAUCGGUCCGCUUAAUAGUGGAUGGGAUUAAAUUAAAAAUUGCAAAUAUAACUAUAGAAGUACAAACAUUUAAGGAUCAAGUUAAUAAAUCUGUAUCUAACAUAGUGUUGCCACUUUCAAAAUCAAUUCUUACAAAGUCCUUUAAUGAGAUAACCCAACCACUGUGGAGCAAUUUUAAUAAUAUUGUCAAAGAUUUUCCAAAAAAACUUGUACAGCAACAUCGAGACAUUCUUGAAAAUUCUUGCAGAGAAACGGAACAACAUCUUAUGCUAAAAAAUGAAAUUACUCACGCUAAGAUAUUGGCCAAAAAUGCAUAUAAUGAAUUCCGCACACUUGUUAAUAAUAUGAGUCCUCAAUAUGAAGUAGAGGGAUGUGAUGAUAAAGGCAUUAAUGCAUAUUUAUACGAAGAACUCAAAAAUUUCAAAAGAAAAUUAGAAUCAGAGAAUUUUUCUGAUAAAAUAGUAAAUGAAACCCAUAAAGCUUAUAGCAAAUCAGUCCACUUGAUGGUGAAUGAGAUCAGAAUGAAAAUUGCAAAUAUAACUAUAGAAGUACAAACAUUUAAGGAUCAAGUUAAUAAAUCUGUAUCUAAAAUAACAUUGCCACUUCCAAAAUUAGAUCUUACGAAGUCUUUUAAAGAGCUAACCCAACCACUGUGGAGCAAUUUUAAUAAUAUUGUCAAAGAUUUUCCAAAAGAUCUUGGACAGCAGCAUCGAGAUAUUCUUGAAAAUUUUUGCAAAGAAACAGAACAAGUUCUUAUGGUAAAAAAUGAAAUUACUCAUGCUAAGAUAAUGGCUGAAGAUGCAUAUAAUGAUUUUCGCGCACUUGUGAAUAAUAUGAAUCCUCAAUAUGAAGUAGAGGGAUGUGAUGAUAAAGGCAUUAGUGCAUAUUUAUACGAAGAGCUCAAAAAUUUUAGAAGAAAGUUAGAAUUUGAGAAUUUUUCUGAUAAAGUAGCAAAUGAGACUUACGAAACUUAUAGAAAAUCAGUCCAUCAAAUAGCAAAUGCGACCAAAGUAAAAAUCGCAAAUAUAAUUAUAGAACAACAUCAAGACAACCUUGAAAAUUUUUGCAGAGAAAUAGAACAACUUCUCAUAUUGAAAAACAAAGAAAAAAUUGAUGAAAUUAUUUCGAUUGCACAAAACAAGUUAAAAGAAAACUUAGAAAAGUCAGCCAAAAAAUUAAACAACCGACUACCAAUGAAGGACGAGAAGUUUGAGUCUGAAUGGUCCAUUUUAUUUAAGGAAAACAAGGACUU